This is a messenger RNA of Physella acuta, 2515 nucleotides long. RefSeq lists its product as uncharacterized. Gene Ontology annotation, biological process: protein phosphorylation. Gene Ontology annotation, molecular function: ATP binding; protein kinase activity. The record is from RefSeq and is a predicted model, not a curated record. NCBI's taxonomy places the organism in Eukaryota, Metazoa, Mollusca, Gastropoda, Physidae.
CCUCUGAAUGUUACACAGGAAUGAACUAUUCGUUUUCAGAUCACCAAAAAGGUGAAGUGAAGAUACCAGAAGUUUUGCCAGAGUCACUAAAAUUACAUGGAGAUGGUCUUGUAAAUUCAAAUUGGAUAAGAAAGGACCUUAUUGGACGCGGGACAUUUGCCAGCGUGUACGAUGUUGAGCUUUCUGAUGGCUCAAUACCCAACAAGCUUGCAGUCAAGGCAAUUACUAUUUGCAGCAUUGAUAAAGAAAAAGCGAAGAAAACUAUAGAUGCCGAGAAAUCUGUACUAAAUCGUCUUAACCAUGAACGUAUUGUUCCUGUUUAUACAAUGCAUGAACAUGAAUUAACAUUGUACAUUUUUAUGGAGAGGUUCUCUAUGGGAACAUUGGAUAAUCACAUAAGCAAAAAAGGGGCACUUGACGAGGAUACAACAAGAAUGUACACUAAGCAAAUUCUUGAGGGAGUUGCAUACCUUCACGAGGAAAAAUUUAUACACAGGGACAUUAAAGGUGCCAACGUAUUGCUAGAAAGUAGUACAUCAAUUCGAUUAGCCGACUUCGGAACGGCUAAAUUAUUGGGGGUUUUAACCAGUGCUUCAACAACAAAUGUAGGCACAUGCAACUGGACGGCUCCAGAGGUUUUCGAAGGUGUACGAUAUACAACAAAAGUUGACAUUUGGAGUGUAGGCUGCACUGUUGUUCAAAUGCUAUGUGGCCAGCCACCAUUCCAUGGAUUGGAACCGCUCCAAAUAAUACGAAAGCAUAUUAUGGGAGCAGAACCAGAGUAUGUUCUUUCAGCCAACACUUCCCGAGAGUUACAAAACUUUCUUUACUCAACGCUGCAGAAAGAUCCUAAUGAGCGACCACCUGCCAAACUACUUUUGAACACUCCUUUUAUUACAGGAACAAAGUUUCGACCGAAACCAGAUGUGGAAAGCGACUCCAUAGAUGAAACGCUCUAUGCUGAAAAAGAUAGAAACAGAAGUUACCCAAACUUAGAUAUUGAUAGCAACCAGCCAGUCAUUAUAAACGUUCAAAAUUGUAGAAUUAAGCAAGUUGAUAAAAUGAACGUUUAUAUGAGUGGAAGCUCUGAAACGCCAAAAGAUGACCAAUCUACAUCUUCUGCUUCAGUAACAGUCAACGUAGACAAUGCAGAGAACAUAGUAAUUGAUAGUUAUCUCAAUAGAGCCGAUGACAGCGUCAAGUGAAGUUUAUCAAACUCUAGUUAAUAUACAUGUACCUUCGAAACCCAAUGAUUUAUAUUGUAGCGUAAGUGUCUGUUAAAUUCCUGUUUGUUUGAUUCAUGGAGUUUGUUUUAUAAUCCUCUCAACAUCCAAUAAUAAUAUUAGUUAAAAAAAAACCACCAAUCAAACAGCCACAACAAACAAGGCUAUCACACUAAGUUUAACUAUCACGACUAAACAAAAACCGACUGGUAAUAAUGGCUAUUUAUAGGUUGACUUUUUAGUUUCUUAGGAUUGAAAUGAUAUUUUAUUCUCAAAGGGAGAUAGACUAAAAAAAUAUUUUUAAAAAUCUUUAAAGAACAAAAAAAAGACAGAUAAUUCUCAACAAACAAAAGAGGGAGGGGGGUGGAAAUUGAAUGUUGGGAGGAGAUACCUCUUCCUUACCCGGACUGGGUGGCUGAUUACAUUCAGCGGGCGCACGUCACGAGGUUCCGUUUUGGGUGAGGGAAAAUUCAGGAUACACGGAGUGUUAGAUCAUUUAUACAUCGACCCUUUUCCCACGUUUUUGUUUCUGGCCUUGAGCUCAGGAAUAUGUCACUCUUUGGCUAUACAGUUAACGUCGAGAAAAACAGAGUUACAUCCCCUAGUGAUUAUUUUACUAUGUAUAAACUUUAUUUGUUUUAGUCUUUGAAGCUGUACAAAACUACGAAUUAAAUUAAUAUUUUUUGCAUGUUAAAAAUAAAAUAAAAAUAAAAAAAGAAAUUGAACAUUAAAAAAUAAUUACACAUUAUUUUUAACAUGUUAUAAGAAAUUUUUUGGUUGUGAAAUAAAUGUAAACAUUCUUUUUAACAGUUUAUUUACGAAGUGUGAGAUUACAAUUAAAAACUUCAAUUUGUCCAACAAAUAAAUAUUUAGCGCUGCUGUCAAUAAAUAUUAGAGUGCGUUUUGAUAAACCAUGUUUUGUAUUUAUUUAUACAGAAUACCCUGCCUGUAGCAAUUGUUUUAGUAUAUUUUAGAAUAUUUUGAUGACUUAGAACUCACAAAUAAUGCUUAUAAUAACAAAUAAUUAAAAUGUUCUACUUAGUUAUUUAAAGAUUCAAACAAAGUAUUAACGAUUAAUUAAAUAUCUUUAAUAAAUGUUAGAAUUAAUGAAUCACAAGCACCUAAUACAAUAUCUUGUGUUAUCAUGAUGAACGUUUGCUAACUCCGCGGAGUUAUGUUUUAAUUGAAUUUCUGAUUAAAAUAAACCUGCUGAUUCAAGUCGCGGAGAUUUCACCAUAGAAACGAAUGAUCAAAUGUGUCGCAGUUAUAUUAAAGAUAUUUGUUUAAAAGUG